AUGAAUCCUUUGAGGAACAUUUUUCGUGGCAGCAGCAAAAAGGCCCAACCCGUCAAAGGUUGUGAGAACAAACCCUCGACCGACGUUGUGCCAGAAAGAAACGUGUCACCCAAAGAAGUCAAGAAGAGCUGGAAGAUUGAGCUGGUUGAGGCAUUCAUUCAGAAAUGGAGUGAACACGACAUGGGUGGAGCACAUGCCAUGGUGACAGAUGACUUUGUCAUUGUCUUUGCAAGUGCUGACAACAUGGAGCUGGAAUAUCAAGACUAUGUUGCAGAGACGACCAAAGUCUUUGAGGCCUUCCCAGACUUCAACUUUCGGUAUGAGUCCCUUACAGAGGGGAGAGAUGGGGUUGUUCUUUGGAAGAAUGUUGUUCCGAAUGGCCACCACACAGCCAAACCAUAUGCUUUUGGGCCAUGUGAUCCAAUUGAACCAACUGGAAAGUAUGUAGAGAACUCCCCAGAGACGGGUACCUUCUACUUCAAGGAUGGGAAAAUUGCCAAGAUGAUGGUGGUGGCACAUGGGGAGAUGACUGGGCCAGCCGGCAUCUACACUCAGCUGGGAGGCUUUCCCCUCAUGUAA
This is a messenger RNA of Seminavis robusta, 579 nucleotides long. The record is from the annotation of a GenBank genome assembly. NCBI's taxonomy places the organism in Eukaryota, Bacillariophyta, Bacillariophyceae, Naviculales, Naviculaceae.